This is a messenger RNA of Drosophila obscura, 4890 nucleotides long. RefSeq names its product yemanuclein (gene yem). NCBI's taxonomy places the organism in Eukaryota, Metazoa, Arthropoda, Insecta, Diptera, Drosophilidae. Gene Ontology annotation, cellular component: nucleus. The record is from RefSeq and is a predicted model, not a curated record.
CUAAACAUAUCAAGUUUAAAUGAACCUAAUUAUAAUAUUUACUAUCUAAGGUAGCAUACAUUACAUGAUGCCGUCCAGCGUAAGCCGUUCUCUUAUCACCUCCUAGUUGACGCAAGCGAGACAGGUAUAUUGCGAAAUAUCCGCGGCCAGUGCUGCAAAAUGCGGGCCUAAAAGUUAAACGCGGGGUCGCAGCGAAGGCGAGAAUGUGUAGCGUUGAGGACGGGCCACGGGAUUUUAAUAAGAAACAAAUUAACAAGCAGCCCGCCUGCAAAACCAGCAAAAGCGCGUACUUAGUGCUGUUUAAUGUGUCCUACUUAAGUGCGAUUAGCCAGUGUUUGUGGUCCCGGUUGCGCGUGUGUUGUUUUUGUGCCGGCAAACAAGUAAAUUAAACCGAAAUUUGUUUUUUCCCCAAACCGAACUGCACAAAAGUGACAAAUAAUCCGUGGCCUGCAUCUGCCAGCGCGGGAGGGGGGGCGGCCAGAUAAAGAAAGAGCGAAAUUCGCUGUUGAUUAACUUUCGGGAAAACCAAACCGAAGGCUCGUCGUCUCGUUUGCAUUUGUUUAUGUUUUUACAACGAUUUGUUCUUGUGGUGUUGCUAAUAAUAUAAGAGGAGAGUAAAAGUGAAAACAGGCUAGCAACGUUGCUGCUGCUGCUGCGGUAGUAGUAGUUGUUGUUGUUGGUGGUGUACGUGCAGAAACCGAAACAGAGACACAUCCCUCCUCGUCCCCCCGCCACGUCCCUCUUCGCAGGAGGUGGGAAGGGAAGAGUGAAUGGUCGCUGACGUUGUUUUUGUGUGACACACAACACACACCGAGGAGAAGAAGAAACACGCGGCGCUGCUGGCGGCGGCGGCGGCGGCCACACACGCUUCCAUUACAUCCAAAAGGGCGGGAAGCAGCAGGCUGAAGAAGGUUUCUCUUCGCUCUCUCGUUCUGUGCGUUUGCGCCUGCCGCUUGUUCGGAAAUGUCGAGGGGGGGCGAACAUAAGCGUGUCUCUCUUACUUCAAUCAUCCAGAGCGAAUCGGUAUUCUCGAGAUUCGGCGGCGGCGGCAACAUCUUGGAGCCGGAGGUGCCGGCCGUCCAAAACAAGCCAACAAAGACAACGAAAAGCAUUCGCAUCAAUCUCAAGCUCUUCGAGACGGACACCGUCAACUAUCCAGAGUUUAAUUAUUCGAAACUUUUGUAUUUGGAGAAGAAAAAGGCCAAGAAGCUUAAGCUAAAGACUGGCAACGGUUUCAGCAGCAGCGAUCCGUUUGCCGACAACGAUGAUGACGUUCAGCGCAUUGCCAAAGAGCUGGAGGCCAAAUAUGGCAACGCCUAUGCCAAGGGCCGUGGGCGCAGCAGAAGGGACGAUCAUCGUGACAUUGGCGUGGGCUACGAUGACACCGACUCCUUCAUUGAUAAUUCCGAAGCGUACGACGAAAUCAUACCCGAGGAGGUGGAGACGCUCGAGGGUGGCUUCUACAUCAAUUGCGGUGCCUUGGAGUUCAAACCAUUAACCAAGACCAAAUCCUACACCACUCGAACGGAUGCGAUCAUCAAAAUGCCAGAGAGAUCGCGCAAGCGCAUCGUCUCCUCGGCUUCCGAUAGUUCGUCUUCGUCCUCGUCCUCCUCGUCGUCGUCUGGCGAGGAUAAUGGCAACGAGAACAAUGGAUCAGAUGGUGAUGGCUCAUCAGAUAGCGACUCGAAUAGCGAAUCGAAUAGCGAUGACGAUGAUGAUGAGGAUGACGAUGAUGAGGAGGACUCCGAUAGCGAGAGCCUGGACGAUGGCGACUCUGCCAACACAGCAAAGUCCAACACCAAUGAAAUGUACAAAGAAAAUCAUAAGGCAAAGAGAGCCAAGAUCAGCUCCGGCGUUGGGGAUGAGCCAACCAAGUCAAAAUCAAAGUCAAAGUCCAGUGGUUCUGGCUCCAGCACCACCAGCACCAGCACCAGUAAGCCCACCAAAACGCUGACAGUGACCUCCUCCUCGUCGAACUCGCCGCGACCCAAUGCCGUGGAUAAUUCCGAUUCGGAGGUGCGUCAGGCCCAGGCGCAGGCCCUGAAGAAGGUGGUGAAGACAACCACCGUCAAGGACAUGCUCAAGGCCAAAAGGGAUAGCUUCCUUAAAUCGCAGAGCGGCACAGCAUCGGUCACAGGUCCUGUCGUCAAUGGCGAACUGAAGUGCCAUUCCACGGAUGACUUGGAGAGCAGCUGUGACACCGACUCUGUGCCCGAUCAGGCCGCCAUGACGGAUAAAACAGCCAAGGGUCAGGGCCAAGGUCAAGGCCAAGGCCAAGCUGGUGAAAAUCUGCGAACGGCUGACACGCAGCUACCGACAUCCCUGGAUGCGGAUAUACUGAAGGCCGUCAACAGUUUCAAGGAAGCGGUGCAAAGCCGCGACAUGUGCGGCAAAAAGUUCACGCUGGACAGCAAUUUGAGCGCCCUGCUUCUAAAGGUGUACGAGGCAUUGCUGUGCACGGAUCGGAACGAGCGGAAUAUGGUCUUCUCCCACAUUGAGUAUCAGCUGCAGCUGCCCAAAUACUAUAUACUGCGCAAGGGCAAGGCCAUGCGCUCCAAGGAGGAGAGGAACAAGACAAACAUUGCCCUGGACAGACUGCGGCGUGCAGUGUCCGAGUCCAUGCCCAAGGCCAUAGCCAGCUACGAAGUGGAGCUGCAUCACUUUGCAGAGCAGGCGGCGGCGGAUGUUAACUCGGAGGUGCCGCCCAAGAUGCCGCGCAAGAAGUUCCAGUGGACCACCGAGCUGCGAAGCCAUUUGUACAGCGUCUAUCAGGCACGCUGGACCUCCUAUGCUGUGCUCGGCAAGCGCAAGGACUCGCUGGAGGACUUCAUCAGUGGUUAUCUGCAGUCAAAGGUUAUGGAACUGUGGCCCAUGGGCUGGAUGCGCUACGAUGAGCUGCAGCGUGAAAUCACCCGCCAAAAGAACUCCAGCAGAAGGUCUGCAGAUAAGACAAAGAUACAAGCGAAAUCAACUGCCGUUGCCGCUGUUGCUGCUGCGCCGGCUGCUGCCACACCAGAGGCACUGGCGCCGCAGGCGAAUAAUUAUCCAAGACAAGUGGAAGAGUUGCCGCCAGGAGCAGGACCAAGUCGCUCGCGUGGCAACUCGGACACGGACUCAGCUACAAGUGCCUCAUCCAAUAGCCUGAAGCGCAAGCUCAAAGAGCAGCCAACCGGCAAAACCAGCAGGCCACCGAAAAUAAAAAUGGCAAAGCACCAACAGCCGCUCCAGCAGCAGCAGCAGCCCCCACCUCAAAUCCAGGUGACGCCGGCUGCAGCACCUGUGAAUGCUGCUGCUGCUGCUGCAGCUGGGAAUCUGGAGAACCUUUUAUGCAUGCCCAGUACAUCGGCCCAGGCGGCUGCCUUCGCGGGAAUGCUUGGCGAUUUUGCUGCAUCCAGCAGGAAUCAAUCGGACCAACACCAGAGCAUGUACAAUCUCAUAACAGCAGCAACGCUGGCAGCUGCUGCCGUCAAUCCUAGCGUCACGACAAUCAACACACAUUCCAAGGUGAUCAGACCAUCGCCGCAUGUCAUCAAUUUGGAUGACUACAAGUGUCCCAGCGAUAUACUGCAGACAUCGAAGCAGCUGGCUGCACAUUCCGCCACCAUUAACAUCACGCCCCAGCCCACUCCAAAUUCUGCAGUAAAUUUGGAGAGCAGCAGCGAAUCGGAUGGCGUUGAGAUUGUCGGUGUCUAUCCUGCCGGAGCGAUGGCGAUGACAACUGUGACAGCGACAGCGACAGCCAAGGCGCACACCUCCUCCAAAACAAAGACAAAGACUCAAAGCAAGGCAAAGACUGCCUCGGGCACAGGCACAGCGGGGAAGGCCAAUGGAGCAGCAGCAGUACUGGGCUUCCAGGCGAACAACAUGUAUAUCUAUAAUCACAAGAACAACAACAACAACAACAAUCAUCAUCAUAAUCACACUGCCAAAGUGGGCUUGGGGAUGGCAAUGGGUCAGCAGCAGCAUGUCUACGAUCUCAGCAGCAACGCCCAAGUAAUGAAGACAUUGUCCGAUCUGAAAACGUUCGAGAAGCAAUUGGCACUGCAAAACAAUUGGCAAAAGCAGUUUAGCGUCUCACCAAGCGGCGUCAUGAAAGGUGGAAAUGUUGGCGGAACUGGUGCUGGUGCAGGAACGUCAUCGCAUCAAUGACCCAUGCUAAAUGCCGCACAGCCAUCGAAGGCACCAGUGUCGGCAUUCUACAAUCACGAGGCGAUGGCAGCUGCCCUCGUCCUCUCCUCAAUGAGCUCCUUGGCCAGCUAUGAUAAUCAGUAUGGCCUACUCAAUGGCGGUGGCUCCGUGGCGGUGCCAGUGCCAGUGCCCGUGCCCGUCUCUGUGCCCAGUAGUUCACAUCAUGGGGGUUCCGGUUCCGUCCCACUAACCCAUACACUGCCACAAGUAUUUGUAAAGCCCUCCCCGCCUACAGCUGCCAGCGAGGCAGCCAGCAGCAGCAGCAGAAGCACCACCACCACCACCACAUCCAUCUUACAACAACUGCCAACGAAGUUCGUUUAGCAUAAGUCCCUAGUCCCUCCUCUACCAUCGGAUAUUGUCCGGGAUUCGUUGGGUAAUUCAUCAUCUGUGCUGUGCAGGUUUCAUAAAACAUUAGACAGCAGUGGUGAGAGUGAUCCUCCCCCGAAUCCUCGGUCGAAUGCCGUCUGUGUGUGUUCGUUUUCGCCUUUUCUUUUCAUAAAAUUAUACAUACAUUCAUCAACCAAUCAAACCAAUCAACAUUUAGACGUCUAAGUAAAAAAGAAAUUAGUCGAGUGAGUCGUGUGUGUAAUUUGUACUUUGCAAGCAUUAAAUAAGCAUAAUUCGGAUCUAGUUAUUUAUAGCGAACCAUUUUUUAUUAAAUAAAGGAGACACAAAAUAAGUUAUGUAAAAACAAAACCA